Messenger RNA from Teleopsis dalmanni, 1294 nucleotides. RefSeq names its product RNA 3'-terminal phosphate cyclase (gene Rtca). The coding region runs from base 205 to 1281 and encodes 358 amino acids. Gene Ontology annotation, cellular component: nucleus. The record is from RefSeq and is a predicted model, not a curated record. NCBI's taxonomy places the organism in Eukaryota, Metazoa, Arthropoda, Insecta, Diptera, Diopsidae. Gene Ontology annotation, biological process: RNA processing. The transcript has a single exon. Gene Ontology annotation, molecular function: RNA-3'-phosphate cyclase activity.
UACAAUAAUAAAAAUUAGUUGUUUUACCGAAUUAGACUAAAGUAGCAAUAAUAGAGAGAAAAACACAUAAAAUUUUAUUGCCGAUUUUUAUAUUUAUCGGUUCUGUCUGUUUUGUUCUCACUUCGUUCUUUUCAACGUGAUAUAAAUACAGGUAUUUUGUAUCAAAAACGUUGAAAUCAAACAAUUAUUUAAAAUAUUUAUAAAAUGUCUAUUAUUGAAAUAAAUGGUAGCGUUUUAGAGGGUGGCGGACAGAUACUUCGCAAUGCACUCAGUUUAAGUUGUAUAUUACGUCGCCCUGUGCAUAUUACGAAUAUACGCGCAAAUCGACCUAAACCAGGUCUUUCCAAUCAGCAUCUCCACGGGCUUAAUUUAUUAGCAGCAAUUACUAAAGCUAAUGUGAUUGGUAAUUUUCUUGGAUCGACUGAUGUAAAAUUUUAUCCUGGUGAUAUACAAUCUGGUCAGUACCAAGUGGACACUCAAACAGCUGCUAGUAUAUCUUUAAUAUUGCAGGCGGUAGUGCCCGUUUUAAUAUUUGGAAGCAGUACUACGCAAUUGACAAUUAAAGGUGGUACGAACGUUGCUAUGGCGCCUCAGGUAGAUUUCAUAACUGAAAUAUUACGCCCUAAUAUGGAAUAUUUUGGUAUAAGUUACGAUUUCGAUUUAAUAAAACGCGGUUAUUAUCCUCGUGGUGGAGGUUGGUGCAAUGUAACAAUACCGUGUAUUCGGCAUAUAAAAGCGACUAAUUUAACGCAAUUUGGUAAAGUAGAAAAAAUUAGCGGUUGGUGUUACGUUGCUGGACGUCUUCCUCAUCGAUUGGCUGUCGACAUUAAAACUGGAGCGGAACGUAUAUUAAAUGACUUACAGAUGUGCAAAUAUAUAGAUAUUGAGGCAUAUAAAGAACAUCCAGAUAUAACAACAGAAAAUGGUGCAGGUGUUGUUUUAAAAGUUGAAACAUCUAGCGGUUGUGUACUUGGUGCUUCGGCGUUAGGAGAAAAGAAAAUCGAUGGACAAGUUUUAGGCAUGACAGCUGGUUCUGAACUCCAAAAUUAUAUUUUAAAACAUACAUGUGUUGAUCAAUAUGUACAAGAUCAGUUAAUUAUAUAUAUGGCACUCGCUGAUGGCAUAUCUGAAAUACUGACUUGCUGCAUAACAAACCACACACAAACUGCCAUAUACAUCAUGGAAUUGAUGCUUAACAUAAAAUUUAAAAUAACUAAAAUUAGUGAUAGUCAUGUUAUAAUAUCUUGUAAAGGUAUUGGACAUCGAAAUCAAUAUAUUUGAAAACAAACAAAUA